This is a messenger RNA of Aplysia californica (California sea hare), 1532 nucleotides long. RefSeq names its product cytochrome P450 2U1-like. Gene Ontology annotation, molecular function: iron ion binding; oxidoreductase activity, acting on paired donors, with incorporation or reduction of molecular oxygen, reduced flavin or flavoprotein as one donor, and incorporation of one atom of oxygen; heme binding. Gene Ontology annotation, cellular component: intracellular membrane-bounded organelle; cytoplasm. The record is from RefSeq and is a predicted model, not a curated record. The transcript has a single exon. The coding region runs from base 146 to 1174 and encodes 342 amino acids. Gene Ontology annotation, biological process: xenobiotic metabolic process. Lineage: Eukaryota; Metazoa; Mollusca; Gastropoda; Aplysiida; Aplysiidae.
AUCUCCAGGCAAAGGGCUUUUGUUUUCUUCUGGUCCGAACUGGAUUGAGCAGAGAAGCGUGUGCUGCUCUAUCCUCCGGGCCUUCGGCACUGGCAGGAACAUUCUAGGAGAACUUAUCGAGAAAGAGGCUGUUGUCUAUGCCAGUAUGCUUGAGAGUCUCAAGGGGAAGCCAUCUGAUGUGAGGGUUAUGACAAGUGUCAGCGUUGCUAAUGUGCUGAGCCAAAGUCUGAUUGGUCAGAGGUUCGAACCUGACGAUCCUAAACUCCAGAAGCUUUUCACUUUGAUGAAUGAAGUAGUUGGUAAGUUAGAAGGCGCAUCUUUGGUCCACUUUUUCCCGUUCCUGAAAUACGCUCCAGGGGAUCCUUUUGGAGCCAAAGCUCUGGAGGCAAAGGCUAAAGAGAUUAAAGACAUCUUCUCUAGUUUUGUGCAACAACAUGAUGAGGAUAAAAGCAAGGACUCUAAUGAUGCCAGCAUCGACAAUGUCGUGGCCGCGUACAACUAUGAGAAGAAGAGGAAGCUGGAGGCUGGAGGCAUGACAAUGCUGGACGACGAGAACCUGGUCAAGACCCUGCUGGACAUGUUUAUGAUCGGAUUUGACACUGUGAACACAACCAUUGCGUGGUGUCUACUCUACAUCCUGCACCAUCCCGAUGUUCAGGAGAAGAUAUUCCGCGAGAUCGAGGCUGAAGUCGGCCCCCACAGACUGCCCAGCCUGCACGACAAGAACAGCCUCCCCUACCUGUCUGCCGUGAUCAUGGAAACACAGAGGCUCGGGAGUGUACUGCCUUUGAACAUCCCGCGUAAAUGCAACACUGAAACAGAAGUUUUGGGAUACAAGAUCCCUAAGGGGGCAACCGUGAUCCCCAACCUCGACUCCGUUCUGAGUGACCCUGAGGUCUGGGGUGACGACGCCAAUUUAUUCCGACCUGAGAGAUUCAUCGACGCCUCUGGGAAGCUGGUCCAAAAAGAAGAGUUGAUCCCUUACUCAAUGGGGCGCAGGGGAUGCCCUGGUGAGGCGUUCGCCAACAUGCAGCUUUUCAUUUUCUUAGCUGUGUUGUUUCAGCGGUUCAGGUUCUUGCCAGCCGACGCAAAAAACCUGCCCACUUUGAAGGGAUUCUUGGGCACUUCUAACGCGCCUUCUCCGUAUGACGUUAGAGUCAUCAGCCGCGCUUGAAUAAUUAAUUAUUUAAUAGCUUACGAGAAGUCCAACCACAAACAGCCUAACAGUAUACCUAAUGACGUCGAACAAAUUCUACUCCCAAAAUAAAUACACUUGUCCUGGCGUUCAAAUUAACAAAGUGCGAGAACAAACGGUGAUACGUUUUAAAAUAUAAAGCCGCACUUCUCAAAAUACGCUACACUCCCAUCUAUGUUCUUUAUAAUGUUAAGCUUGAAGCAGAGCUUACUAUUUGCUUCUAGAUUUGGCAUUGGAGUCAACGGCCAAUCCACUUGCAUCCUGCAUUGAUCACCAAUAUGUUGGUCUCGGCAUUGGUCACAUUCUGCUGUAUUUCAGUGCCAAUAGAAUAUCGAUA